ACGUAUCGUGAACGACACACUUCAAUUAUUUAUGAUGAUCCCUCUAAACAAGCCCAAGCUUAUCACCAAAUGUCUCUUCUAUUACGAAGACCGCCUGGGCACAAAGCUUAUCCAUGGGAUGUUUUUUAUUUACAUUCACGCCUUUUGGAAAGAGCUGCUAAAUUAAAUUCUCUUUUAGGUGAAGGAAGUAUGAUCGCUUUACCAAUAGUGGAAACCCAAUCGGGAGAUGUUUUGGCUUAUAUUCCUACUAAUGUCAUUUCGAUUAUAGAUGGACAAAUAUUUUUAUAUGUUGAUCUAUUCAAUGCUGGAAUCCGACCCGCUAUUAAUGUGGGGAUCUCUGUUUCCAGAGUGGGGUCUGCAGCUCAAAUUAAAGCUAUGAAACAAGUAGCUGGUAAAUUAAAAUUGGAACUGGCACAAUUUGCAGAAUUAGAAGCUUUUGCACAAUUUGCUUCUGAUUUCGAUAAAGCUACUCAUAAUCAAUUGGCAAGAGGUCAACGCUUACGUGAAUUGCUUAAACAAUCCCAAUCCGCCCCACUCGGGGUAGAAGAAAAGGUAUUGACGAUUUAUACCGGAACAAAUGGUUAUCUUGAUUCAUUAGAAAUUGGACAGGUAAGGAAACUUCUUGUUGAGUUACGUACUUACUUAAAAACCAAUAAACCGCAGUUUCAAGAAAUAAUAUCUUCUACCAAGACAUUCACCGAGGAAGCAGAAGCCAUUUUGAAGGAAGCUAUUAAGGAACAGAGGGAACAUUUUAUACUUCAAGAACAAGCAGCCUAA
Molecule: messenger RNA, 777 nt
Organism: Lactuca sativa (garden lettuce)
Lineage: Eukaryota; Viridiplantae; Streptophyta; Magnoliopsida; Asterales; Asteraceae
Product: ATP synthase subunit alpha, chloroplastic
Biological process (GO): proton motive force-driven ATP synthesis
Molecular function (GO): proton-transporting ATP synthase activity, rotational mechanism; ADP binding; ATP binding
Source: RefSeq, a predicted model, not a curated record